Fusarium oxysporum Fo47 is the source of this 1341-nucleotide messenger RNA. Its product is annotated as CFEM domain-containing protein. The record is from RefSeq and is a predicted model, not a curated record. The transcript has 8 exons. Bases 1 to 1341 code for a protein of 446 amino acids. NCBI's taxonomy places the organism in Eukaryota, Fungi, Ascomycota, Sordariomycetes, Hypocreales, Nectriaceae.
AUGACAGUCAGCAGGCGGUUUCUCAUUCUGGGGACGUUAUGCCUGCUGUACGAUACAAUGGCGGCUCAAUCUCUUGAUUCUAUACUCACAGACGCGCUGAAAUGUGCUGUCGACUGCCUAACCGAGCUUCUGAGCCAGAAGGAAUAUGCGCAGAUGGGACAGGAGGCGAUGUGUAGUAGCAAGCCCUUUUCCAAAGCGAUGGGUGUUUGCUUGAUGACGAAGUGCUCCAUGAGACAGACUAUGGACUUCAUCAAAGAGUCGUCGGCUGCAUGCGGGAUCCCGCCGACCAACAAUACAAACGAGUAUCGAUUAAACAGUACUAUCGUCUUUGUAUUUGCACUCGUCUUCUUCGCCUUGAGGAUAGUAACUAAAUUUCGGCUUGGCCUAACAUGGGGGAUUGACGAUACGCUGACGACUCUAUCCGUUGCAGUUACGAUUCCGUAUUAUAUCGUGCUGCAGAUCAUGCUUGCAUUGGGACUUGGCCUUGACAUGUGGUUUAUAAGCGAUAGUCAGAUCAUACUGAUUUUUAAGUUGUUCAUCGUCAUCGAAGUUUUGUACUUGACCGCACUAGUCCUCGUCAAAGCAGCAAUCUUGUGCUUCUUCCUACGGAUCUUCCCUGACCACAAGUUCAGGAUUGUGGUCAAGUGUACCAUGGUCUUCAACGCUCUUAUCUGGGUAGGAUUUUUCAUCUUCGUCUUCUUCCAAACCCAGCCAUUUUCGCUGUUCUGGAAUGGGUGGCAGCAGAAGAAGGGCCAUCUUAUUCUGACGGGGUUCACUAAUUUCACUCUGCCGCUUGCGGGAAUGAAUCUGCUGCUGGAUAUCUGGAUGCUCAUUCUGCCCAUGACGCAGCUCUGGGGGAUGGGAUUGAAGCUCAGGAAGAAACUCGGUGUCAUUAGCAUGUUCAGUGUUGGGAUAUUUCUUACGAUUGUCGCUGCGAUUCGAGUUCGCGAACUUGUGGCUUUUCUACUCUCAGAGGAUUUAACAGUCGACCACGCACAAUCAGCCGUCAUCUGGUCAAACGUGGAGAUUUCCGUCGGCGUCAUGGUCGCUUGCAUGCCGCACAUUCGGCAUCUGGUGAGACAUAUAACAUCGCGAAUAAGAGCAAGGAAGGGUAUAGAGACAAAGCACAAGAACAGAAAAAUAUUCGUCGAUCGAUCGCUUGCGGCUAUUGAGGUGGGGGACUCGCAGGCCAUUGAACUGAAUGAUGAAGGUGGACUUUUGACGGCAAAUACCUGUACGACGGCUUCAUCGACGACAAAAGUUGGGACAACGUCGACGACAAAAGAUAGUAAAACAUAUGGGUCAGUCAGUUUUGCAAGCGAUGGAGAUACCCAAGUGUAA